CACACUGACUACUCAUUAUUCACUUUCUUACAUUUGUGAUUGAUGAGUUCACGAUUCAAUUGGUCUUCAUCGUGACUCGGAUGGCUGUGCGAACUUUGCUGAUGCGGUGAGGCUUGACGAUCAUAUUUUCCACUCUUGACUCCUUCAAACAGCACUCGCCAUCCGUCUUCUCUCUCUCGAUUUGGGCGCACCUAUAUUCGAAGCCGGGCUAUUCGCACACUUCUUUCGAGGCAGCCGGAAUCGCCUGUAAGGAGAUGAAGAAGAGGAUGUCGGGUCAAAGUACAGAUGUUCGCUCGAGACCUUACAUGGUCGUCGACGUCUUCACUGCACGUGCCACUCUCGGCAAUCCGGUAGCAGUGGUGCUGGAUGGAUCAGGGCUGGAUGUGGAAACGAUGCAACAGUAUGCUCGCUGGACCAACUUGAGCGAGACCACUUUCAUCUUGCCGCCUACUGACCCAGCGAGUGCGGACUACAAGCUCAAGAUAUUCACUCCUCAACGCCAGCUUCCUUUCGCCGGGCAUCCCACCCUGGGUUCAUGCCGCGCAUGGUUAGCCAGCGGAGGUGUGCCUCGCGCUGGAAGCGCGCCAGACGAAGUCAUUCAAGAGUGCGAUGUCGGGCUCGUCAAGAUCAAGCGAUCCCCGGUCAAGUCCUCGUCCGGCACUGAUGAUUACAGUGCCGAGAGCGGUAGACUGAGCUUCCUCGCUCCGCCUUUCAUCAGAGAAGGACCAAUGAGUAGUGAAGAGCUUGCGUUCAAGUGUUCAGGUCUUGAUAUCAAUCCUUCGGACGUGUUGCUUGCACGAUGGAUAGACAACGGACCAGGAUGGUGCGGUUUGAUACUCAAAGAUGCGAAGGCGGUGCUAAACAUCAACUUCAACGGCAAGCCCAUUGCAAAUGUCGGCGUGAUCGGUCCUUACAAAGAAGCGGCUGACACGGUGUAUGCGAAAGCUGGCAAGGCUGGAAAGGUGGUGUACGAAGAGGCACCCCACGAAGCCGCUAUGUCUUCUGAAGUCGGCACCAAACCGAGCUUUGAGAUGCGCGUCUGGGCAUCGCACCCUGGCGAACAGUGGUUUGAAGACCCAACAACUGGCAGCUUCAAUGCGGGCGCGGCGCAAUGGCUCAUCAGCGAAGGGCUGGCCGAAUCGAGCUACGUUGCUGCUCAAGGUCGCAAAAGGCGCCGUGAUGGGCGCGUGUACAUUUCGAGCAACGCGAGCAGCAGCAGGCUGGGUGGGUCUGCUGGAAUAGACGUCUGGGUAGGUGGGGAUCAAGCGAUCCCUGUCAAAGGUACCGUUCUCCUUUAAGCACACGUCUUGCUUGCCGUCUCCCCAAAAGUGGUGUGGAGUGAUGCAGGCUGCACGUCUGGCCACGUUCAUCAUUCUUGACUUGGGAACGUCAGAUCGUACAAAUCUCGCCUUUGCAGGCAAAAAGUUCAUCCAACCAGGAUUGUUGUGAUCCGCUUUGAAGUUUGAACAUGGUGAACCUUUAAACAGAAACCAAAAUGAAUCCAUUCAAAAUU
Molecule: messenger RNA, 1513 nt
Organism: Ceraceosorus guamensis
Lineage: Eukaryota; Fungi; Basidiomycota; Exobasidiomycetes; Ceraceosorales; Ceraceosoraceae
Product: phenazine biosynthesis protein PhzF family
Exons: 4
Coding region: 267-1298 (343 amino acids)
Biological process (GO): biosynthetic process
Cellular component (GO): cytoplasm
Molecular function (GO): isomerase activity
Source: RefSeq, a predicted model, not a curated record